AUAGAGUCGCAAAAGAGUUGGACAUGACUUAGCAACUAAAACAACAACCAAACAACAACAAAAAAAGACACUAUUGGAGAGAACUGGGGGAGGGGAGAAUGGCUGAGAGCAGGACCAGGGAUAUUUUCUCAGAAGCAGCAGCUAAGCUGGGCCCCAGAGGUCGAGGAAGUAGCAGAGGGAAGAGAAGGGGAAAAGUAUUCCAGGCUGAGGGAAUAGAAUGUGCAAAUGUCCUGAUGCAGAAGAAUGUUUACUGACCCGGAGGAAGGCAGGCCAGGCCAGUAAGACCAGUUGCCAUAAGGGAAGAAUAAUUGGGGAUGUGGUUAGGGGAUGGCUUGGCCAGGCCAGGAAGGAGGAUUUUACUUUGAGAACAACAGGAGGGUAUUGCAUGUUUUCAAAACAAGGGAACGAUAUGCUCCCAUUUCCCUCUUAAAAAGAGCACAUUGACUGGGCAGAGAUAGGCAGAUGUGACCCCGGGGAAGCGGUUUUAGGGAGGGUUGUAUUGUACUGCACUGUGUCCGCCAGGUGAGAGAUGCUGGUGGCCAGGCAGUGGGAACAAGGAUGGAGUUGCGAAAUAUGAGUGAUCUCUCACAUUCCUUUGUAUCACUUACCGAAAGUGCUUCUUUCAAAUAUGGAAGGACAUACUCAUGCCUAAGGGAUACCUGGAAUAAAUCACAGCCUGCACAUAGGAAACGGAGUGCAUCACAACGUCUGUCCAUGGCCCUUGCAAACUUCUGCCCCAUAAUUCUCUAAGAACACAGAACAUACAUCAGUCAUUGCUCCCUUCAGCUGAUGUCUGUGGAAUAUCUAUUAUGAAUAAGGCAUUGUGCUAGCUAUUGUGAGGUGACCCGUCUAUUUAGAAACAAAGUAAUGGAUGAAAGGUAAUCGAUGAAAAUUUUGAAGGUAAGAAAAAUAUAAGGAAGAAAAAAUCUGAGUAUACCAGCCAUGUUAACACUUUAAGCUUAUUUAUUUCCAGGCUUUUUUCAUUUUCUUCUACAUAUAUUAUUUAUUUAUAUAUGCAAAUUGGGAUCAUAAUACAUAUAGUUUUAUGUGCUCUGUAACUAUUAUGUGCUUAUGUUACUUUUAUUAUAAGAUACUGUGCAUGAAAAACUGCUGCAUAAAACAUGCAAAAUUUAAAGAAUAACAAAAUAUGCACUUAAUCACCAGCCAGGUAAAGAAGAAAUAAUAUUACUCCCCCCACCCAACCUUGUCUGGCCUUCCCUCCACUCCUUAAGGCAGCCAAAUAGGGAAAGAAUUCAUUUUCUUAAACUUGUUCACCUAUUUUAUUUAAAUUGCAGCAGGACGGAAAUAUGCCAACUCUAUCCAAUCUGACACAGACACUGGAAUAUGUUUUCAAAAAGAUUUUUAUCUCUUACAUGGAAAACUGGCGCAGGAACACAACGGUUGAGCAAGAGGCCCUGCAAGCCAAGGUUGAUGCUGAGAACUUCUACUACGUCAUCUUGUACCUUAUGGUGAUGAUCGGAAUGUUCUCUUUCAUCAUUGUAGCCAUCCUGGUGAGCACGGUGAAAUCCAAGAGACGAGAGCACUCCAAUGACCCAUACCACCAGUACAUCGUGGAGGACUGGCAAGGAAAGUACAGAAGUCAAAUUGUGAACCUAGAAGAACCAAGGGCCACCAUCCAUGAGAACACAGGUGCAGCAGCACUCACAAUGUCUCCUUGAUCAGAGGUGGAGGCAUGGAGUCAACAUCUGAUAUGCAAAUAGGAAGAGAUGCUGGUUCCAUGGAGUCAAUCCAAGUUGUCAUGCUUCGAAGACACUAAGUUCCUCACUCUGUGUUGAGAAUUUUCAUCGAGAUCCCGUAGUUGAUCAGCUAAGAGGACAUUUCAAUCUCAUGCUUCACGUUUGCUCUGUGGAGCAAUAAUUUAUGUCGAAGACCUCUUUUCCUUUCUAUGCAAUGUCAGUGUCAUUUUAAUCAAUGUCAAUAGUGAAAAUAAAAUCAAAUUUGAAGUAAUGUGCCUGGGCAGUGGCAGUGGGGAUAGAAGGGAGAAAUUAACAAAUCAUUGAAUAGUCUCCCUUGUGAAACAUUAUUCUGUACGUUUGACUGAUUCAAUUUAUAAGUAACCAAGGUGUAUUAUUCAGAAAUGGAGGUUCAAAAACCUAUCACUUGCUCACUAGAUUGAAGUAGGAGCAUUUAUUUAUUAAUUCAUGAAUAUAGAGUCUGAAGUGACAAAUGAACAGAACCACAGGUUUCCUUUAUGUGUAUUGCUUCCUUGGCAUUGAGCUUAUUUGGAAGUCGGAAGACAGAACCAACAUUUCAUAAGGGCAGAGUCCACACCAGAUAAAUAGAAUCUUUAGGAACUACCUGGUAUAACAGAAACAUAUUUUUAAUUAACAUUUUAAAUUUUACAGAAGACUAACUUAAAAGUUCUUGUUAUUAUAGAAAAAAAAUAAUAAUAUGUGAAAAUGCUGCUUAAUAAACCACUCAUUAUUUUCACUCAA
Messenger RNA from Bubalus bubalis (water buffalo), 2456 nucleotides. RefSeq names its product potassium voltage-gated channel subfamily E regulatory subunit 2 (gene KCNE2). The coding region runs from base 1308 to 1679 and encodes 123 amino acids. The transcript has a single exon. Gene Ontology annotation, molecular function: delayed rectifier potassium channel activity; transmembrane transporter binding; potassium channel regulator activity. The record is from RefSeq and is a predicted model, not a curated record. NCBI's taxonomy places the organism in Eukaryota, Metazoa, Chordata, Mammalia, Artiodactyla, Bovidae. Gene Ontology annotation, cellular component: membrane. Gene Ontology annotation, biological process: membrane repolarization during action potential; negative regulation of delayed rectifier potassium channel activity; ventricular cardiac muscle cell action potential.